ACUGUAGAAGCGUAUGCAUGAAAAAAACAAGCAUAAGUAACAUCAUCGUCUUCAUCAACAGCAAUUUUUGAUUUUCUCAUCUUCCCUGUUGAUUUCCACCUACUACCAUACCCACCCUACUCAAUCUCUUCUCCUCACUGCUCUUCUCUCUCACCUUUUCUCCUAUCCUAUGCUUCUCCUGGAAUUCAUGUCUUCUUUUGCUAAAAUUCCUCACCAACCAUUCACCCUAACAUGAUAUACAACCACAAACUGUAGCUUCCAAUGCCCGGCUCUUAAUCAGAUUGAAAUUGUAAAGAGCAAAUCCUAUUUCGAGUCAUGGAUUCUUUCAGAACAUCAUCUGGUUUCCGUUUUAACCCGAAUUCGAAUACCAUAGAUGAUGCUGACCGAGAUUCCGAGUUCUCGGGCAUUCUUGAGAUCUAUGUUCACCAUGCUAGGAAUAUUCAUAACAUAUGUAUCUAUGACAACCAAGAUGUUUAUGCCAAGUUCUCGCUCACCUAUAACCCUGAUGAUACCCACUCUACUAGAAUCAUCAAUGGAGGUGGAAAGAAUCCUGAAUUCAAUGAGAACUUGAUGAUGAAAGUCACUCAGAUAGAUGCUGUCCUCAAAUGUGAGAUUUGGAUGCUUAGUAGGGCCAGAAACUACAUGGAAGACCAGCUUUUGGGCUUUGCUUUGGUUCCAAUUUCACAAGUUAUUGGCAAAGGAAAAAUCACUCAAGAUUAUAGCCUCUCUUCCACUGAUCUUUUCCAUUCUCCUGCCGGAACCGUCAAAUUGAGUGUAUCUUUGAACACUUCAAUGGCUCUCAAUCCUCAGACCAGUCCCUUCCCUGAAACCACAAAAACCAAUUCUUCGAUAUCAGCAGAAGUGGUAUUGCUUGACCGGAAAAUCUCCGAAUCCCAAGUUAUUCUAGACCCAGUUGAGUAUUCCAGGAUAGAAUUUCCUGAUAUCAAUGUUGUUAGGGAGAAUCAACAAAUGAUUUCGGAGUACUUCGACGGUUUGAAUCCGAGGCCAGGAAUUGCUUCCUUCCUUCAACUGGGUGCCUCUCAUCAGCAUCUUCAAGAUUACGAAAUGACAGCAAACUCAUCGGAAGAAACCCAUGGAGGAUCCGUUUCUCCCAAUGGGAGCCUUCAGAAUUCUGGGUUUUUGAGUUCUACAACUACAAGCCUAAGCGAUGAUCGCAACUCGGCUGACUCUACCGAGAAGAAGAGUCGUGUGGGUGGGGAGCCAUCGAAUACAUCGGUCACCACCGAGACUAAUCCAAGCCAAGGCGGUUGUCCUGAUACCCCAACUUCAAAGAAAGGCAGCGAAGCUCGAGAGGAGAAAGAGUUGAAAUAUUCGAGCAAACAAGUGUUUUCAGCUCCAUUGGGGAACAUGAAUUUGGAGGCAGAACAGUCGGCAAUGCAACAACAAAUAGUAGACAUGUACAUGAGGAGCAUGCAACAGUUUACAGAGUCAUUGGCUAAGAUGAAACUCCCAAUGGAUCUUGACAAACCCGAACAUGAAGAUCGUGGUGAUCUGAUUCAAAACAAUAGCAAGAAAAUAGAACACGAGAAAAAAAAGGAUGGGUCCAGGGUUUUUUAUGGUAGCCGGGCUUUCUUUUGAAGUUCGUGGUGAAGCAGGGUAUGGCUGCAAAUGUUAUCAGAAAUUGAGAGGGAGUUGACAAGUAGUGCUUUUGACAUUGAUUUUACUACUCUUUUGUCUUAACAACAACAGCUUUCGCCUUGUUUUCUCUGCAACUCAGUUGUUAAAAUCCUCUAUAUUGACUUAAAUGUUGAGAUUGUAAUUUAUAAUUUGUAACAUCCCCAUCUUUUAAUAACUCAGCCGUUUAUCCUUGUGUUUUCAA
Messenger RNA from Gossypium raimondii (Peruvian cotton), 1840 nucleotides. RefSeq lists its product as hypothetical. Bases 316 to 1599 code for a protein of 427 amino acids. Lineage: Eukaryota; Viridiplantae; Streptophyta; Magnoliopsida; Malvales; Malvaceae. The transcript has 2 exons. The record is from RefSeq and is a predicted model, not a curated record.